Molecule: messenger RNA, 680 nt
Organism: Eutrema salsugineum
Lineage: Eukaryota; Viridiplantae; Streptophyta; Magnoliopsida; Brassicales; Brassicaceae
Product: proline-rich protein HaeIII subfamily 1
Exons: 2
Coding region: 261-548 (95 amino acids)
Source: RefSeq, a predicted model, not a curated record
GAGAGGAAGAGUAGUUGCAGCUCUCGUGCUUCCACCAUCUGGUUUCGAUUUGCCUUGAAAAAAGCUUUGUUGCAUCUCUCCUUCUUCCUCAACUGUUUGUUUUCGUUUCCCUUUUUUUACCCCAAAAGAAAAACAUUCCGACCACCUGCUAUAUAAGAACCCCCUCCUCUGUUUUUUCAUCUCAUGUCUUCACACAAGACAAGACUGCUGCAUUAGAGAGAUUUCUUUCACAUCUUUGACCAGACUGUUGAAGAUCUGCCAUGGGACCAGGCGGACCAGGAGGACCCGGACCAGGAGGACCAGGAGGACCAGGCGGACCAGGAGGACCCGGACCUAGUCUUGGAUGGGGACCCGGACCUGGUCCUGGAUGGGGACCAGGACCUGGAGGGCCAGGGCUCUUGCCACCCAUUGGAGGUUUCUUUUCUGGAUUUUCAGACAUGAUAUGUUCCUGUCUAUCUUGUCUCUGCUGCUGCUGGCUGCUACGGGAUUGCUUUGGCGGGCCACCACCUGGUCCACAAGCACCACCACUUCUUCCUUCGUAUUAUUGAUCGCCCGAGUGAUCACAAGAUUACACAUGUUUGUUAAAAUAUUUCAAAAUAAUAAUAUGGUUUCAGAUACUUCUUCUAUCUGAAUUUCUGCUUGGCCUGUAUACAUUUAAAAAAAAAAAAAAAAAAAAAAAA